This is a messenger RNA of Alternaria alternata, 2031 nucleotides long. RefSeq names its product solute symporter family transporter. The transcript is spliced from 5 exons. Gene Ontology annotation, molecular function: urea transmembrane transporter activity. Lineage: Eukaryota; Fungi; Ascomycota; Dothideomycetes; Pleosporales; Pleosporaceae. Gene Ontology annotation, cellular component: plasma membrane. Bases 1 to 2031 code for a protein of 676 amino acids. The record is from RefSeq and is a predicted model, not a curated record. Gene Ontology annotation, biological process: urea transmembrane transport.
AUGGCAGACACGACCAAGAUACCUCUCCCAGUGGGAGCCGGCUAUGGCGUCGUCGUUGGCAUCGGCUUCUUCUUCGCUUUUCUCAUGAUGGGAAUCUCGUGGCUCCAAAAUAGAUACACACGCUACUCAACACAAUCAUCCGAAGAGUUCAACACUGCGUCGCGCUCAGUCAAACCCGGUCUCAUCGCUUCUGGUAUCGUUUCUGCAUGGACCUGGGCUGCCACUCUGCUCCAAUCCUCUACCGUAGCAUACCAAUAUGGUGUCGCAGGGCCGUUCUGGUACGCUGCUGGGGCUACAGUUCAGAUUCUCAUGUUCUCGAUCCUGGCUUGCAAGGUCAAGCAGAAUGCGCCGAGAUGUCAUACAUACCUUGAAAUCGUAAAAGCGAGAUACGGGACGGUUGCACAUCUAGUGUUUAUGGUCUUCGCGUUUGUGACGAACAUUUUGGUGGGCAGCCAGCUCUUGUUGGGCGGAAGUGCAGUCGUCACUAGCUUGACGGGCAUGCCGGUGUAUGCUGCUGUAUUCUUGAUUCCAGUUGGUGUCUGUGCCUACGUUAUCCUCGGUGGUCUGCGAGCGACUUUUAUCUGCGACUACAGCCACACCUUGAUCCUUAUGAUCAUCAUCCUCUAUUUUAUGUUCAACGCAUACGCUAUAAGCCCUCUAAUCGGCUCACCCAGCGAGAUGUACGAGCUGCUCAAAAAAGCUGGGACCCAACGCCCAGUCAGUGGGAAUCAGGACGGCUCAUACGUCACUUUGAAGUCGAACUUUGGCUUAAUAUUCGGUGUCAUCCAAUUAUGCUCUGGAUCUGGAACCGUUUUCCUUGAUCAAGCCUACUGGCAGCGUGCGAUCGCCUCCAAACCUUCUACUGCCGUACGGGCGUAUCUCCUAGGAGGGAUUGCCUGGUUCGCUAUCCCAUUCGGCUUUUCGACAACGCUUGGUCUUGCAGCUGUGGCGCUCACCGAUAACCCACGCUUUCCCACUUACCCAGAGGUACCUACCUCUGGCCAAAUCUCAUCCGGUCUAGCGGCGGCCUUCGCUGCGGAGACAUUGAUGGGACAGGGAGGUGCUGUUGCACUGCUUGUGGUUCUCUUCAUGGCAGUCACGUCAUGCGCGUCUGCAGAACUCAUCGCCGUUUCUUCGUUGCUGACAUUCGACGUUUACAAGGAAUACGUUUCACCCAAAGCUUCACCAAAGCAGUUGGUCUUCGUUUCGCACAUUAUGAUAUGCGUUUUCGGAUUGAUCAUGUCUGUGUUCGCCUGCAUCUGGAAUGCGGCAUCGAUCGAUCUUGGAUGGCUUUUCCUCGUUAUGGGUUUGCUAAUCGGUGGCGCUGUGUUCCCGACCGCCUUCGCCAUAACAUGGCGGAAACAAAGCAAAGUUGCCGCUAUAUCUGGUUGUCUCUCUGGUCUUGCCGCAGGUCUCACUGCAUGGCUAGCGACUGCAAAGAGUUAUUACGGCGAGAUCACUGUAGAGACUACUGGCAUGUCAUAUCCAACGCUCGCAGGCAACCUGGCAGCCAUCAUGACCGGACUCAUUGUAACAACCACAAUCACUUUGAUCAAGCCGGACAAUUUCGACUGGGAAAUCACUCGUGCUAUCAACGCCGUCGUUACAGAUGGAGUAGAUAACGCUGCAAUGCCGAGAGAUGCUUCCACACCUGAACUCUCUGAUGCUGGCGAAAAGAAGAUUGCAGCCGAUGCCACCACACAACCCGAAGCAGCCGCAGCAGAGCUUCCACAUCAUCUAGCUCCCCCACUAGAGGAGGAAGACGACCCUUCCACACUCCGUCGCGCUUUCAAGCUCGCCUGUAUCUCCGCAUUCCUGUUGACCUUCAUCUUGGACUUCCUUCUCCCCAUGCCCAUGUUCUUCUCGCACUACAUCUUCUCUCAGGGCUUCUUCACUGCAUGGGUGGUAAUAAGCUUUAUUUGGGUAUUUGCCAGUAGUGCGAUUAGUUGUCUGUUGCCAAUCUGGGAGACCCGAGGGAGUUUUGCGAGACUGUUUAGGAAGAUUGGUGAGGAUCUCAGGAAGAAAAGUUGA